CUUCCAAUUAAUUAAUUAGUGAGGAUCGGAGCAAAAUUAAUUAAAAUUAAGAGAAUGGCAGAUGAGGAUCCACAGGACGUAGCAGACCGGGAGCGCAUAUUCAAGCACUGUGACACCAAUGGCGACGGCAAAGUAUCGGCGACGGAGCUCGGAGAGGCCCUCAAGGCGCUCGGCUCCGUCUCCGCUGACGAAGUCAAGCGCAUGAUGGCUGAGCUCGACACCGAUGGCGACGGCUUCAUUUCCUUUGACGAGUUCACAGAUUUCGCCAAGGCCAACAGGGGCUUAAUUAGGGAUGUCGCCAAGAUUUUCUAGCUUCUUUUUUUUCAAGAUCUUGUUAUUCAUGGAUGUUUCUCAGUUUUGGCGUUGAUGCAUGGGGACUACUGUAGUUUGUGGGACCUUAAUAUUCAAGAAUGCAUGUGUAUUUGAUGUUCAUAUAUAUACUAGUAGCAAAUGCACAGAAUUAAUUUCAAA
Molecule: messenger RNA, 471 nt
Organism: Salvia miltiorrhiza (redroot sage)
Lineage: Eukaryota; Viridiplantae; Streptophyta; Magnoliopsida; Lamiales; Lamiaceae
Product: polcalcin Che a 3-like
Exons: 1
Coding region: 55-312 (85 amino acids)
Molecular function (GO): calcium ion binding
Source: RefSeq, a predicted model, not a curated record